AUGUCUAACACAGCAGCGUCACGCUGUGGGCAACGGCCCCUAGUUGCACCCCCAGGUCGGUCUCGGAUAAUGGGGGGCCAGGAGGCUCCUGAGGGGGCAUGGCCCUGGCAGGUCAGCAUCCAGAUCCAGUCCAGGCACCACUGUGGCGGGACAAUCCUAAACAGCCUUUGGGUGCUGACUGCCACACACUGCUUCUACAAGUACCUGUGGAUCAGCAGAGCCCAUUUCCGUGUGGUGGCAGGACUUAAUGUGUUAUCUGCUCCUGGAGAUCAUGCCCAGAUCCACUCCAUCAGUAGAGUCGAAAUGCACAAGGACUACGAUGACAUCACGUCUGACAACGAUGUGACAUUAGUGCUCCUCAGCUCUCCCUUCAACUUCACUGACCAUGUCCAACCCAUCUGCAGGCUGUUGAACAGAUUGCAGGAAGCUGAGGUGGAGCUCAUUGACAGGACAACAUGUAACCUGAUCACCUGGUACAACGGCCAUGUCACUGAAAACAUGAUCUGUGCGGGAUUGGAGAGCGGGGCGGCUGAUUCUUGUCAGGGUGACAGCGGAGGUCCUCUGCAGUGCUACAGCGAGGAUGAGGAGAGGUUUUAUGUGGUCGGAGUGACAAGCUUCGGGGAAGAGUGUGGACUUCCUCACAGGCCAGGGGUGUACGCACGAACCAGCAGGUUUGCAGGUUGGCUGAAGACAAGUCAGACAGCAUCAGUGUCUUUUGCACACAGACCGAACACAGGACUGAUCUCUGCUCUGCUCAGUGCUGCUCUGAUACUGCUCUGA
Molecule: messenger RNA, 780 nt
Organism: Seriola dumerili (greater amberjack)
Lineage: Eukaryota; Metazoa; Chordata; Actinopteri; Carangiformes; Carangidae
Product: transmembrane protease serine 11D-like
Exons: 5
Coding region: 1-780 (259 amino acids)
Biological process (GO): proteolysis
Molecular function (GO): serine-type endopeptidase activity
Source: RefSeq, a predicted model, not a curated record